AUGCCCUCACGCUCCCCCUCGCCGGCAGCUCCUCCUCCUAUCCCCACCACCCCGGGCCCUCGCGCCACGGCCCUUCAAAAACUCUACACCGAUGCCAUAGCACACAUCCUCAAAACCUGCUCCCACGCCAACUUCGCCUCCUGCUUCCCCACGCCCGCCGCCACCGUACCGGGCUCCAUCAAACUGCUGCACGAAAACUUCACCACCAAAUUGGGCGAGUCGAUGCGGAAAGAAUUCGAAUCCGUGCUCGCGGAGAGGGACGUAAUACCCGCGUUGAAUGAGCUGGACCGCGUGGUUGAGGAUGCGAGGAGGCGCAAGGCACAGGCUGAACAGGAGAAUGGACGCGCAGAGAGACCGGUUCCAGCGCAUACAUUACCGCCGAGGACGUUGUAUAUUUCAAGGCUAGCGCCGACGUUGAAGACGUACGCGGCGCAGGUUCAAGCGCGACAGGUGGAGUUGAGUGGGGAGAACGUGGAGCUGAUGGAGAGGGUGAAGAGGCAGCGGGAGGAGAUGAGGAGGUUGGUGGAGGGAUUGGAAGGGGUCGUGAGGGAUUUGAACGGGAGUGUGGAGGUGCUGGGUGGGCUGGAGGGAAAUCGCGACGGGUCGUAG
Messenger RNA from Zymoseptoria tritici IPO323, 609 nucleotides. RefSeq lists its product as uncharacterized. The transcript has a single exon. Gene Ontology annotation, biological process: chromosome segregation. Gene Ontology annotation, cellular component: MIS12/MIND type complex. NCBI's taxonomy places the organism in Eukaryota, Fungi, Ascomycota, Dothideomycetes, Mycosphaerellales, Mycosphaerellaceae. The coding region runs from base 1 to 609 and encodes 202 amino acids. The record is from RefSeq and is a predicted model, not a curated record.